This is a messenger RNA of Gigantopelta aegis, 2448 nucleotides long. RefSeq lists its product as uncharacterized. The record is from RefSeq and is a predicted model, not a curated record. The transcript has a single exon. Bases 786 to 1799 code for a protein of 337 amino acids. Lineage: Eukaryota; Metazoa; Mollusca; Gastropoda; Neomphalida; Peltospiridae.
GCCAUACCUGACUCAGAUUGGGUUCGGCUGUUUUACCUGUACCUCCUAGGUAUGCUGUGUCCAUAUUUAAUCAGGGUUUUGUUGGUACGCGAAGAGAUGGCGUGUUUAUGCGGGCCAUAUGUACAGGUGCCUCGAGUCGUACGCUGAAAAAAGGACACGUGAAAUUCGGUGGAAAACUAGCGCUGUUUUUCGUCUCAUGUUGUAACGUGAAGGGUUGCGUUCAAUAACGCAGUAGUCUGCCGAAGAUUUUAUUUAUAAUUGUGUCAAGCAGCAGACGUCCCUUGAAUAGUUUUUGUUUGUGUGUGUAACAGCGUUGAAUAAUAAGGAAAAAAUAUUGAUAAAAUUGUGGAUGUAACAUUACGAAUGUAUGUCACAGACUUCUGUUAUGGAUUAUCGUGUAGUGAUAAACAAACACACACGAAAAGAAACACGCAGACGUUGAUUUAACAGUUUUGUUUAUGUGUGUUUGUUGCGGGAAAGAAAAAUAUAUUAAUACAAUUUUGGAUGCGACAUUACAUAUCUAUAUUCAAGGACCUUUGUUGUGGAGGAAAUUAUGGAUUACUGUGUAGAAAUAUACAAGGACACCUGAGAAGAAACAAGCAGACGUCAGUUGAAUAGUUUUUGUUUGUGUUUUCUGGAAUAAGAAAAAUAUUCAUAGCUUUGGUACAUUACGGAUCUAUAUCACAUACUUCUUUUGUGAAGGAAAUUAUGGAUUGCCGUAUACAGAUAUACAAGAAAACCUGAGAAGAAACUCGUAAGUGUAUUCUUGAUAACAAAAACUAAAAAUGUCUGACGACACAGCCUCGUGUUCGUCUGCCUCUGGUUCCCAGGGUCUGGGUGAGAUUAUUGUAACCGGAGACAACAUAUCCAUCCAGAGCGACCAAGAAUUAAAGAAUGUGGUUGAACGAUUCGAGGCGUCCAUGACGUUAGAUGCGGACCGCGACAUCGACUCUAUCGGAGACUCCGAGAGUACUUCCAACAGCGUCAGCAAGGACGGCGAUUCCGUGGGAGCUACCUCCAGCACAAACAGCUUUAAAGACGACAUCGAAGAGAUUGAUGACGUCAACGAAGAGGAGGAAAUUAAACAACCAAAUGGCACAACGAAUACAAAUGGCGUCGAAGGAGCAACAGCAGACGACAGAUCUAGUCACCCGAAGAAAGUCAAGAAAAAGAAAUCCCCUUUCAGUCUGUUGAGAAGGUUAACGAAAUUCGACAAGGACAAAACAAAGAAAGAGCGAAAAGCGAAAGACUAUGCCUCAGAAUUCGCCAAAAUUCGUAUCGAUCGGUUACCUCAGGUUUUCGUUUGCAAGUACCUCGGCAAGCGGGACACGAAAGGAGUGUACGGCCUCGAGCACGUCCGGAAACCAGUGGACGAUAUGGUGGACCUUGUCAAGAAGGGGCUGGACGUCACGGGCAAAGUGGAGCUGCCCCUUGUGUAUCUAGUCGUAACUCCCAAAGGAAUCGAUAUCCGCGAACAUGCGCUGAACAAGAUUACCGGGUUAGUCGAUUACACGACGAUAUCCAUCGAUUUCAUAUCUUAUGGUGUCCAGGACAUCAAGUACUGGAAAGUGUUUACGUUUAUCGUCGUCAAGGAGUUGUCGUCAAGGACGAAGACGACAGAGUGUCAUGCCUACCUGUGCGACUCGUCGCUCAGCGCGAGGAAAGUGGCGCUAUCCCUCGGUGCCGCUUUCAGACUGUAUUCCCAGAAACUCCAGUCAGAGGGCAAGUUCCACAACUUCCAGGUCGAGCUGCGACCCCCUGAUGAACUGGCUGACGCGUAUAAGGAAUGCGAUGCAUAAGACAUACUGAUCUAAGCCUGUCAUUCAACCACGGCAAUCGUAACCCCUGCAAUUGCCCACAGCAAUCAGCAAUGACAUGGAGAUUGCCGUGGAGGAUGUAAUUCUCUACGGCACUGUUUUGCCUUGGACAUUCAGGUGGUUUUUUUUUUCAAUGGUAUAUUUUUUGCCAUGGACAUUUUGUUAAUUCCAGGGAUUGCAAUCUGAAAUAUGCUUAGCCAUGUCAAUCGGCAAUUCUGUGAAUGUUUUCAGUUUUCCUCGGACAUUUAUUUUGCCGUGGAACGUUCAAUUUUCUAUGUCACUUUUCUCAGUUAUGGUAAUUAUUUAUUUUUGUAAUAAGGAGAAAUUAAACUUCUCUCUUACACAUUAACCGCAAAAAAUGCAGUGAAGAUUUGUUUAGUUUUUUUGCACAGCAUAUUGUUUUGUUGUGACCAUUUUCAUAAUUGGCAAGGUUGCUGAUGGAAAGAAAUAAGGGAUGACACCAAAUCUAAUAGGAGAGAGUGUAACCAAAAAUCCUCAUCCAUAGAAAGAAGAAGUAGUUUUGUUUAAUGACGCCACUAGAGCACAUUGAUUUAUUAAUCAUCGGCUAUUGGAUGUCAAACAUGGUAAUCUCGACAUAGUCUUAGAGAGGAAAUCCGCUACAUUUUCUUUC